Stereum hirsutum FP-91666 SS1 is the source of this 6314-nucleotide messenger RNA. Its product is annotated as clathrin-coated vesicle protein. The record is from RefSeq and is a predicted model, not a curated record. Lineage: Eukaryota; Fungi; Basidiomycota; Agaricomycetes; Russulales; Stereaceae. The coding region runs from base 88 to 6129 and encodes 2013 amino acids. Gene Ontology annotation, biological process: endocytosis; retrograde transport, endosome to Golgi; intracellular protein localization. Gene Ontology annotation, cellular component: membrane; endocytic vesicle; Golgi apparatus. The transcript has 18 exons.
CAUCGUGUUCUAGUCUCCUCAAAUAGCCAAUCUUCUUAUCAUACGGCUUGUAGCACCUCUUGACGAUAUCUUACCAGCUCGGGGAAUAUGUCGGAUGACCAUGCCAAUACCCAGUUUCCGCUAGGCUGUGAACCAGACGAGUCUAAGGUGUCUGGUGAUGAGGGUGAGGUCUACGUAUUUGAAUGGCUGUCCGCUACCGAACGCGCCUUGAAGGAAGCACCUGUAGAAGAUGUCAAGUCAUCGCAGUCCACAUUAGAGUCUUCACUCAUCAAAAUAAUCACCGUCCGUGACCCAUACCCUCCUCCAGGCAGACCUCUACGCAGCCUCGUCGCGAAAUGCUUCGUACUUCUCUACACUCGUGGAGAUUCCAAGACCUUAUUUGACACCCUCAUAUCCUGCCUGAAAGUAGUUGGUGACUUUAAGGCUCCAACGGAAAGGGAUGCAAACAAGAUUGCCUGCCUCUACUGUGUUGGUGAACUUAUGGCUUCGUCAGGGGCGCAAGUCAUGUCUUUCAUGACCGAGAUUGCGAUUUUAUGCUUGAAGACAUAUAAAUCGUCCAACUCAAUCAAUCUUCGCUACAACGCUGUGGUCACGAUCAGAAAAGCGUUGACAACAGCUCGAAGAGCGGCUACAGACUCAGUCGUUAAAGACAUCAUCAAACAAAUGAAAUACGGUCUCUCUGACAAGGCUCUGCCUAUCCGACGCGCUGCAUCCGACGUCUUGGCUGUCCUUUAUCCUCUUUCUGGCAGCGACUGGACCACUUCCGAAGUCGAGUCUGUCAUCACCCUCUGUGUGCGGAGCUUGGAUAGCUCAGAUCAGGUCACUCGACAUUCGCUUGCCACCCUCGUCGCGACGGUGCUAGCUUCAAGUCAGACGGAGAUUAUCAUAACAUCCAAUCCGGAUUCGUCGAAAAAGUCCAAGAAGCCGGAGGGCGAGGACGACAACGAUUUACCGCAGAUCACCCCGACAACGACUACGAAAACGCUCUACACCCUUCCCGAGAUGUUUCAGCAGCUGUCUGGCCAUUUCAACAAACCGCAGACCUCACACAAGACCCGUGUCGGAAUCUUCAGUUUCUAUAUUGCCUUGCUCACGAAGUUGGGGCCUUCUUUUGUGGAGACCAACUACGCCCAGAUAGUGCACCACUUCAUCUACGACGUGAUCAAUAACCCACGGAACAGCUCGACCCGUUAUACGGUCCUCCUCCUUCGCAGACUCGUUGGAAUCACCUUGCGCGAUUUAGUGGGAGUCCGAAUGCUGAGCGAACAGGCACAAAUCGGAGCCAUCCAAGAACUUUCGAACGCAUAUCUCAAGCGAUGGCCUGCGCUCAUGCCUGGUCAAACCUCACCGAGCCCUCAUGCCCUCGCCACCGUGCUGAAAGAAGUCGCUGGUCUGUUGCAGCAGCUUGGCAAUGCACCACCACCCGUACAAAUUGCACUUGCUGAACCUUUGGUAACCCUUCUCGGGCAUCCCAAUCAUACGGUCCGAGUCCAUGCAAGUUGGACGUUGCGUAUCUUCUGUUAUUCGGCUCCGCUUCGCUUGCCCAAGAUUUUGAUCAACGUCAUGGACCUUCUCCAGCGAGAUAUCAGCUUGAUGACCAGCCAGAGCGCUCCCGCCGACCUUCAUACCCGUGCUCUUGGCCACGCAUACGGACUUGCCGCAUUGGUUACUGUCAUACCGCAGAAGCCUUUGUACGUUUCCUACGACAUUACUGCCAAAGUCCUUGACAUGGCCAUACAGCUCCUCAAACGAGCUGGGGAUCACGAUGUCAAGAUCGCUGGUGUUGAGGUGGAAAUCGCAUGGACCUGCAUCGCGUCGCUCAUGACGCUCGGCCCAAAUUUCGUUCGGGCUUAUCUUCCUCAGCUGCUCGUCCUGUGGCGAAAUGCACUUCCUAAGCCCACGAACAAAGAUACGACCAGCGGUUCAGGCCGGACGCUCUCGGAAUGGUCGUUUCUCCUCCACGUUCGAGAAAGCGCUCUCGGCGCGAUCUUGUGUUUCCUACAGCACAACUCCCCAACACUCGUAACGCUCGAUGUGGCCCGUCGUAUAGCGACGAUGCUUGGCAACGCUUUCCUCUUUGCCAACGCAUUCGCCUCGCAGCACAUCGAGGAGCCCGAGACUGAGACACCAUCUAAAGACAUAUCCAUCCGAUCCCGCGAAGCCCUGCUGCGCCGCCGAGUCUUCCAGUGUUUCUCAGUCCUGGGUGUUAGUUCGGUUCCUGAGACCACGCAGAACACCCUCCUCCAAUCGGUGAUAUCUCUUGUCGCCAGCGCAGAUGGUUAUAUGGGUUCUUCUGUCCAGGCGGCCAUCACAUCGUCGUCCGGUUCGUUCACUUCACUUUGGCAAACAUUUGACGGUUAUGCGUACGGGGUUACGGGUCUUCAGUUCGAGGAAGGUUCCACAAGCGGCUCCGAUGUCGAUUCUAUAGGUGGCAAAGAGCGUCUAAACCGAGACUCUAUAGAAGCAUCCGUCAAUCAACUGUUGAGCAGCCCAAUCCUGCAGUCAUGCGAGCAUGAUUCCCUUUCUGUCUGUCAAUCGGGCACUUUCGACUCGGAGACUUGGUGGCCAGAAUUCCCUCCAGCUGUUACAGCAGUCGUCGAUGCUGGCCUACACCUAUUCGCUCGAUUACUUCCUCUACAAGAUAUCUCGUCCGCGUCCCGCACCAUUGGGCAGCUCAUAGAGGCAGCUCGAUCUCCCAAAUUUGACAAGAAUGUGGGUCGUAAAGCCGCAGCUUUUGUCAAUGCAAAUGCUGCAAUUUUGUUGUCCUUGCGGCAAGCCAUGUCCUCUCCUUCUCGACAGAGCCGAGACGUCUUUGGAAGCCAUCAGAUGACCUCCGCUUUAUCGCCCUUCUUGAAGGAUGCCCUCGUCGACGGAGACCCAAAUCUGCGCACGCUCAGCAGCGAAGCUAUCGGCUGCCUAGCAGGCUUCGCCGACAACACAUUCUUAGCGACGCAGAUGAAGGCAUUGGUUGAUCAAGUCGUAAACAACCGUGAUCCUCAAGGUCGAGCAGGAUGUGCCCUUGCCCUGGGCGCGAUAUACGAAAAUGUUGGUAGUCUGGCCGCCGCACCAUUACUGAAGACCACGGUCAACAUCUUGAUGUCGCUGAGCAAGGACGCACAUCCAGUGGUUCACUUCUGGGCUUUGCAUGCCUUAGCGAGAGUUGUCAAUGCGGCGAGUCUGGCAUACGCCCCUCACGUAGCAAGCACGCUGGGCAUGCUGUUCAAGAUCUACAUGCUGGAAUCUCACGAGCUCGAAGGCGGGACAUUACUGAACGCGAACAUGGGUGGAGACCUUCCUGCGUACCAAGUCGCCUGUCAGAUCAUCGACGCCCUCAUCUCUGUUCUCGGCCCCGACAUCCAAGAGUCCUCGAGGACACGGACAUUGAUUUUAGAUCUAGUACAUCAAUUCCUCGACGAGGACGACGAAGGCAUAUGUGUAGAGGCCAUUAAGUGUAUCCAGCACUUCCUCAUGUUUGCACCUGAGCAUGUCAAGGUUCCCGAACUGAUCACUCAGUUCCGUACACAUCUAAACUCAUCACGAAGGCCGCUCAAGCUCGCCUCCAUUCAUGCACUGUACCAGCUCGUCCAGAAGGACGCUCUCCUGAUCUCAAAAGUCGGUGGGGAUCGACUAGUAGAGGAACUCUUCGCCAUGUUGGACGAGGACGCAUCGAUUGAAGGGGUUCGCAAGGUCAUCUCCAGCUGGCUCCAGCAAACUGUGAUCUAUAAUCCUUCGGCGUGGAUAGACUUGUGUCAGAAGAUCAUGUCGAGGACCACCGCCUCGCAGCAGGUAACGGACGCAGCAGCCAAAGGCGCAGGUGGCUACGACGACGAGGGCGAAUCACUGAGUACUGGGAUGUCGCAGGAUUCGGUUUCUGCGGCGUCCGGUCGCCUCACGUCUCGCUGGAGGACGCAGCUGUUCGCUCUGCAGUGUCUGCACGAUAUCUGCAUCAUCGUUUCACGGUCAGGACGGAAAGAACAGCUUGACAUCGCAUACGCACGUCAACUUGGCCUACCGAUCAAAGGACUCCUCGUCUCUCGCGUAUCAGACCUCAUCAGGAUGGCUUUCACUGCAUCUACCGCAUAUGUGACGGAGAUUCGACUAGAGGGUUUGAUUGUACUCCGGGAUGUGAUUGAAACUUUCGCCAAAACGCCAGAUCCGGAUUACGAAGACGCCUUCCUGUUGGAACAGCACCAGGCUCCGAUAACCGCUGCCCUCACACCUGCCUUUUCUUCGGAUUCGACUCCUGAAAUCUUGGCGUCUGCUAUCGGAGCGUGUGCGGUUUUUGUUGGCUGUGGUAUUGUGAAGGACGUGACCAGAAUGGGACGUAUCUUGAAGUUACUCACGUCGGCUCUCGAACAGUGUAAAGGCUCUGCUAUGCUCUCACUUGGCGAAGCAGGGGAAGGAAGUCCUAACGCAUCUGCAAUGUUGCGUAUAUCCACUCUAUCAGCAUGGGCAGAGCUGGCCCACGCGAGCCAGGCGCAGGCAUACCUCAAAAAAGUUGUCGGUCCUUACAGUCCAGCGCUGGUCCCGCUCUGGGUGGCAGCUUUACGGGAUUACGCUAGUAUCCGAGCAGGUGCUGAACUCGGUCAAGAAACAUCCUCCGCUCCCCUCGACACCGCCUACGCAAAUCUCGGAAAGGAUAUCCUUUUGCCCUAUUAUGCUGAGGCAUGGCCCAUGAUCUUGCAAGCUGUUGCAUCUGCGAUGGACGCUCAUGAUCCCGGUGUGCAAGCAGCAAUGGAUGGUCUUGAGAAUCCCGACCCUGUCACUACGAACGGCACACCCACUGCUCCUCGAACAGAACCGACUACACUCUUUUUCGUGAUUUUUGGCCUUGUGUAUGAGGCUCUAUCCGUGAACUCCUCAGACUCCCCAUCCGCACAGCGAAGCACGCUUUCGCUCAUUGCAAUGCGCACCCUGAAGAAUCUUGUUCGUCCGGAAUACGCAGGAACUGCUCUACUGGAUGGCCCGAUCUUCGACGAGCUCAUUAGCCUCUGGUAUCGCAUGGCCAUGACGGAGACACCAACACUGCAAAUCCACCUGCUAGAAACGGUCUCGGCUUUCGCAGUCAGUUACCGUGGCCACGUCACAUCCGAAGGUUCAACAACGCCUUCCAUGCACUGUCUACGCAUAUGUGCAUAUAUACUGAGGAACGCUCUUCCAGGCUCCACCCAUGUAUCCAGAAGCGGUGUUGCAAACGUUGCCGACCGUACCCAACUGAUCAAGACUGCCUUCGAGACCUUCUCUUCCAUCGCCACGUCGUUCGAUGCCGGAAUGCAGGAGGAAGUGAGAACAGUCGCAGUAUCACUCUAUGGAGACCUUCUCAAGGACGAAAGCUCUCAAAUCGAUUUGGCUGGUCCAACUCUACAGUCGUUGAAGUCCCUUCUUGCGCAAACACCGACCAAUCCGAAAGCUCUAGAGCAGUUUGCCAGACUCGUACAUGGUCUUCUUUCUGCGUGUUUGAUCAACAUUGACGAAAUCAGAGGAAGGACAGGCAUCAUCUCUGCAAACAAGGCCAAGAACAACUUCCUAGCCGCCGUCCUUGUUCUGACUGUGGUGCCACCGUCGGUCAAAGUUAGUCGUGGAGUGGUAUCUAGAUGUUGUUUCCUCAUUUCCGAAAGGUUGGCGGAAGCUCAAGAGAUGGCUCUCACUGCCGCUCACUGCGCAAAAACGCUCAUCGCCGCCUCUAGCACGGGUAGCACCCUUCUACACCAAUGUGCCAAGCUCCUUAUUCCUGGAAUGGUAGAAUACCUCGCGAAAGUUGCUGCUAUCCGCGGAGAUGCUGCCACUCUGCAGAAGCAUGUGCUUGCUGCUGGAGAAGUUGUCAAAGCCUUCGGGGUCUUGUUCACGAGUGUAGCCGAAGAAAUUCGUGUUAGAGUACUCGGCAUUCUUCUGCCGGUUCUGACGCUGUUGCUUGAUCCAGACGAGGCAAACGGACCGAUACAUACCCAAGCGCUCACGCAACUGCUAUCAUUCGCUUCGACCUCGCCAGCAGCCUUCAAAGAGGCCACUGCAAAGCUGGAGCCAUCGACACGAGAACGAUUGGAGAGUUCGAUAAGACAGGCGUUGGGUGCGAAAGCUUCUGCGCAGAGUCAGGUCGCGAAGCCGCAGAUCUCGCUGCGGUCCUUCUGAAGACCGUGCUCGGAGAUUGUCCUGUGAUGUCGCAUCAUUUCUCAUACCUUCACUCGAACUUGCUGUGUAUUUCGUCUCGGGUUCUAAUGUGUAUUUUUAAUUAUUUUCAAAACGGAUCGAGCAGGAGAGAACGAGCGUCUGUACGUGUGGCUUUUACAACAAAUUGUGCCCUAGUGGCACGUACU